This is a messenger RNA of Salpingoeca rosetta, 4056 nucleotides long. RefSeq lists its product as uncharacterized. The coding region runs from base 248 to 3580 and encodes 1110 amino acids. Gene Ontology annotation, cellular component: condensed chromosome; condensin complex. Gene Ontology annotation, biological process: mitotic chromosome condensation. Lineage: Eukaryota; Choanoflagellata; Craspedida; Salpingoecidae. The record is from RefSeq and is a predicted model, not a curated record. The transcript has 18 exons.
GCAACUCGCACGCCCAGUGCUCCUGUCAUGUUUGACAGCGCCGCCAAAUUCGAAAAUCCAACAACCGCCAACAAGGAGCGACGACAGCAACGCACUCCCACACACGUCCGUGCACCACCACCACACACACACCGACCACACACACACACACACCACCACACCACACCACACAUCCACCUCUCGUCCCCCACAGCCAUAGACAACACGCAUCCACACCCAUACACGCACACAACAUACCACAACAACAAUGGGACGCCGGCGGCAAACGCAGAUGACGCUGGUGGACGCGUUUCAGCAGGCGCAGAAGAACGUGGUGCAUCACGAUGCAUGCGUGGCUGCAUCCCUGCAGAUCUUUGAGCAGCACGUGGGAGAGGAGCGACGCCUCGACGGGCUGCAGGCCUUCAACGACAGCUUCUUUGAUCUCUUCAACCGCUGCUUGAUUGUGUUCAAGCGAGAGCCCGCUGUCGAGCGCGUGAUUGAGUUUGCAGUCAAAUUUGUGGCCGCAACAACUACAGCAUCAUGCUUCCCAUCCCUUGACGAUGAGGAGGAGGAGGAGGAGGAAGAUGAAGAGGAAGAGGAGGACCAGGUGGAUGCAUUCUCGUUCAUGAACGCCUUCAUUCAGCAUCUGGUGAACAUCAGCGAUGCAAGGGACAAGGCCGUGCGCUUCCGCGCAUGCCAGACCCUGAGCAAGCUCCUGCACGCAUUGGAUGAGGAGGCAGAGGUCGAUGACGAUAUUUGGGAGGCCAUGCAGGCCGCCAUGCUCACCCGCAUCCGCGACAAGAUCCCCGUGGUCCGCGUGCAGGCCAUCAACGCUCUGAGUCGACUCCAGGAUCCCAGCGACAUGGACUGCCCUGUCAUCAACGAAUAUCGCCAGCGCCUCAUUGCCGACGGCAGCCCAGACGUGCGCAAGACUGCCUUGGUGCAGAUUGCAAUGAACAAGGCCACAAUCACCGACAUUAUUUCCCGCUCCCGAGACGUCAAGGACGUUGUCCGCAAGGCUCUCUACACUGUGUUGAAGGACAAGCUUGACCUGCGCGCCCUCAGCAUUCAAGCACGCCUCGACCUCGUCCGCGACGGCCUCAACGACCGCUGCUCGGACGUACGUGACGCGUGCGCAAAGUUGAUUGUCAACGGGUGGCUUGAGCAGCUUGGAAAAGACCCGGCACAGCUGUUUGACAUGCUUGAUGUCGAGACAGACGAAACCACAAACGAGCUCGUGGCAAAGGCCAUGCUUGAACACGGUGCAGAGGCAGACGGCUGGAAGCAGCCAACGGUGGACACCAUCUCGUCCUCCAAUGCGUUUUGGUGGCGAAUGCUAUGCGGCCAUUUGCAUCACAAGCAGGACCACGACGCCCUUGAUUGCGUGCUUCCCGUCGCGUCGACGCUGGCGCAGAUGCUCGAUGAGCUUGCAACUUUCAUCGUGCAGGCCCGCACUCGACUGCACGAGCUGAACAGCGACGUGUUGCUGGACGACGGAGCCGAUGCGACAAAUGACGAAGACCUGGAGGACCUUCAAGUUCGCGUGGAGAGCGCAACGUUUGUGUUUUGCCAACUCCUCAAACUGGCAAAGUUUGUCGACUACUCGGACGAAGCCGGCCGCCGCGCCAUGUCCUCGCGCAUCAGGUCACUGCUCGUGAAUCACUGGAACGAGCUGACGGAGACAGCCAUGACAACGUGCCUUGAGCUCCUGACGACACUGCACCCAAUCGCCUCGGAGCGCUUGCAGCUGUUGGGCGACAUUGUGCACGAUGUACAAGACGUCAACCGCACACAAGACGAUGAAGACGAUGAAGAAGAAGAAGAAGAAGAGGAGGAAAAGCAGUGCAUGUCGCCAGAGUGUACGCUGACCAAGCUGCAGAUUCUUGUGUUUGCUCUCAAGCAAUUGCGCACCGCACCCCGCAACACCUGCCUCGGUGGCCUUGUGGACACCCUCAUUCUCUCUUGCAUUCAGAGUGCCGAUGCCGACAUUCGCAACGCAGCCGUAAAGUGCCUUGGGCUGUGCUGCAUUGCUGACAAAACAUUUGCGCAGGCGCACCUCCUGCUCCUGCUCCAAGUCGCACAGGUGGAUCAAGAGGCGCUUCAGCUGACGGCACUGAAGAUUCUGUUUGAUCUUGUGCUUGCGUUUGGCGUGGCUACGCUCACGGGCAACGCGAAGGGGAGCGAGACAGAUAACGAUGGCGACAGCAGCAUGAGCAGCAGGCAAUCAGAUUCAGAGGACACGGAGCAAACUGCGCCAGCAAACACACAGACAACGAUCAUUCCCGUGUUGAAGCGAUACCUGGACAGUGACGAUGACAAUCUCCGCUGCGCUGCGGUGGAGGGCUUUGCCAAGCUGCUGCUGCACAAUCACAUCACGAGUGCGCAGAUCUUCUCGCACCUUGUCAUCCUGUACUUCAACCCACUGACAACGGAAGACGUGACGCUCCGCCAGUGUCUGAGCGUGUUCUUCCCAGCGUACGCGUUCUCCUCCCGUGCACACCAGGAUGUGAUUGAGGAGGCGUUUAUGCCGACAAUCCGCACGUUUGCGCUGGCGCCAAGGAGCUCUCCGCUGUAUUCUGUCAAGUUGCAGGAUGCUGUUGACCUGUUUGUGUAUCUCACGGGCGCAGUUGACGGAUCGGAGGUGGGCCUGCCUGCCACCGCUGAUCUUGGCUUGCAUCACAGCGUCGCCAUGACCAUGGCAAACGAAGUGCUGUCCGAACCAGAGGGCGCGGCCGUCAAACCCCUGUGCAAGGCACUGUCAAUGCUGGACUAUUCUGCCAUGGAUGAUGCAACGCGGCAAGCGCUGUUUGUGUUGGGCGAAAGCAUGCUGCAACACGUGGAUGACCGCUUUGCCAAGGGCUCAUUGCGCAAGAUGAUGGACGCGUUGAAUGUUGACGGAUCAGGCAUCAGCGAGGAAGCCCGAGAAGCAUUGGCAGAAAAACAAACCGCACAUCAGGCAACGCGCGCGGAAGACCUUCGGGAAACGGGCCUGGUUGCCGCUCCAAGCAAACGCCAGCGGGCAUCCCGUGCUGCCAAGGCACGCGCAGCGACCACGCUCAAGCAGAACAUGCGUGCCGACUCUGCUGAUGCCUAUGACGGCGCUGCAAGUGACAUUGCAGAUGAUGACGACGAGGAGGAGGAGGUGCACAAAGUGGCAUCGGCAUCACAGUCGCAGCGUCGCAGGCAACCCCAACGCCGGGCCCGUGUUGUGGACGACAACGAGAGUGAUGAAGAAGACAUUGACGACCUUCUCUCAGCAUCAGAGCAGGAGCAGGAAUCAGAUGCAGCCGAACAAGAGGAGGAAGAAGAUGGCGAGGAGUUUGAGAUUGAGCAGCUGAUGAAGGUGAAGCACAAAGGGCGCAAGCGCUUCUUCCAAGUGCGCUGGAAGGACACCGAUCCAAGUGAGGACACAUGGGAGCCCGAGGAGAACCUGCCGGAAGACCUUGUUGCCGGGUUUGACGAAGCUCGCAAACAAGACAAGGAGAAUGUUCGCCGUCAGCGGUCACGAAAGGCCAAGCCACAGCGAGGCAAGGGCGGCCGUGCUGCCUCGGCGAGCCACGACACGGAGAUUGAUGUGCUGUUGAUGAGCGAUGAUGAGUGAUUGAUGGCAGCCGUGCCGGUAGUGUUGGUGCGAGGUGAUGGUAGCGAGCGAGCGGGUGCGUGUGUGAGUCGGUGAAUGAGUAAGUGGACCACAUAGCUUGCUUUUGACAUGCUAUGCCAUGUGAAUGCUUGGAUGUGUUGAUUUCCUUUCUUCCUCGAUGCUUCUUUUUUGUGUGUGGAGUAGUAGUGGAGUUGUGUGGUGUUCCCAGAAAAAGCCCUCUCUUUGCUUCCUUUCUUUUGCUUUCUUGCUGCAUUGAUUGUUUGCCGGAUGUGUUGGUGGUUUGGUCUGUUGAUUGGCCACCUCCUUGUUCACCUUUUGCUCCCUUUGAUGGGCCCCUUGGCGUGUCCUGUUCAUGUUCACGUGCGUUCUCCUUCUCUGUCUUGUGCUGUCAGGCUGUCUGCGUUCUCUCUUGCAUGCUUGCUGUGUUGCAUAUGUCAUUGCUGUUGAAAACCAAGAAUGAACUUGAACCGCAUCGC